CUCUUUCCUUGGUUGCUGUUUCUGUCUUUCUUCCCUUCCUCAUUGCAGAGCUGCCUUAGAUAUAUAUAUUUCAGGCAACCAGGAGGUGUGUUUGCUGACAUCACCAAAUAAAUCCUGUGCAGGAGUGUAAAGUGGUUAUUUCAAAUAGGCAGGCAGGGGCGGCUGCUGCGGCUGCUGCGGCUGCUGCUGCUGCUGAGUGCCCGGUUGAUUCCACUGCCUGGGAAUUACUAUACUUAGAAAGGGGGAAUGAGAGAGCAGCUUGGUCUUUGGCAACUUGCGGCCCCACUCUUCUUCCCUCCUCGAUCUCUCCCCUGCUGGCUUUUACAGGGAACAUCCAGAGAUUACAAACGUGACGCAGAGCUGGGACGCCCGAUCAUUCAGUGCAAAAGGCACUGCCAAGGAAUCUGCUGGUAAUACCAGACUCAAAAUCUGUAGCUGCCUGAACAGAGAGAAGAGGAGAUUGCCUUUUCCAUUCUUUGCAUCAUUAAGUUGCUCAGCUUGUAGCAGAUGGGACUUGCAAAGAUGACCACAGCUUGAUGGCCUGAGUUUUUUUAUAAACUUUUGAUCCCUCCGGGUUUGCUUCUGAUACUUUUCCUUUGCAAAAGAAGUUGUCCUUGGAGGUUUUUUUUUUACGAGCAACUUCAGUUGUCUACUCCAUUUCCAUCUUCCACCCUCUCUCAAUGCCUGUGUGGAUGCACAAGGCUGUCAAGUGUUUGGUGUAAACCAGGAGCCUCCCAACAUUCUAGCCAUGUCCUCUGUAGAUGGUUUGCAGUAUUGGGCUCUUUAUGAGUAUAAGAAGGAUCGGGAGGAAGACCUGGCUCUCUGCCCUGGAGACUUACUCAUGGUCAACAGGGCAGGGCUUGCAUGUAUGGAUUAUAAGGAGGGAGAUGAGAGAAAUCCCCAAGGCUGGCUAAAUGGCUUCAAUGAAUGUACCAAGGAAUGGGGAGACUUUCCAGGCACUUAUGUAGAGUACUUGGGCCCUGUGAGGAUUGUGGCUACCAUGCCAAAAUCAAGGCCCAGACCACUACCACCAGCACCCACGGAGACAUCCUCCAGUCACCUGUGGGGACCCCCUGGGCAGAUCGAAUUUGUUGAUCAGUUAAAUCUCCCUGAACAAGCACUACUGGUUGUGAAGAGACUUAUUGAAGCUUUAGAAAAAGAAGGCUUAGAUAAUGAAGCUCUUUACCGAUCCCCUCCCACUUCCUUUUGUGACCCUCAACUCAAGCAGAUACUUCUGAAAGACCUGGCGUCUGUUGAACUAGAUAGAUUUGAUGGGCAGACAUUAGCUGAAGUGCUCAGAUGUUACCUGCAGGAGCUCCCUUGCCCUGUGAUUCACUCAGCAACAUACAGUGAAUUACUCUACGUAAUUCAAGAAACUCAGACCCCAGAGGAAUGUGGUCAACAGAUAAAAGUGAUCCUGGAAUCUGCCUGCCUCCCUCAAUGGCACAGACUCCUGCUGCAGCAUCUGACCAGACAUUUCUGUAAACUAUGCCAGAAUGGCAGCAGGAAUCACCUCACCCCCAGGGUGCUUGGAGAAGCCUUAAGUGAAGUGCUUUUUAAACCAUCCCCAUCAAGCAUGGAAGUGAAUCCUGAGCACCGUGUGAAGAUUAUUGAGGCUCUUAUUGUUGUUGGUGGAGUGUCAGAAAUCCAGGCAGCACCAGAUUCCUGCUGUCAGAUAGGAUUGGGUUGAUUCAGGAGGAAAGAGAAGAAAAGCUUCCCAGAAUACCAGGGAGCUCUAUAGGCUCCACAACACCAGAGAUGGCACAGAGGAGUGAUCCUGUCGACAACCCAUUCCAUUUUUCUGUUCUAGAGUGAGAUCAGAGCAUCAACAGGAGUGUUGACAAUGUCAGUCAGAAAAUCCCCCAGAGCAUUCAGGAAUCCAUCGAGAUGCCAUAAGUCUCUAAGGGUGGACCAUCUUAAUGGGUCUACCACCACUGUCAAACCAAACCUCACCAGGUAAUGGUCCACCCAUGACAACAGACUCACCACGAAUCUCCCUGUCAGUGGAAUACUGCCUUUAAAUCCGUUGCAAAG
This is a messenger RNA of Rhineura floridana, 2034 nucleotides long. Its product is annotated as phosphatidylinositol 3-kinase regulatory subunit alpha-like. Gene Ontology annotation, molecular function: GTPase activator activity; protein binding. Gene Ontology annotation, biological process: signal transduction; regulation of GTPase activity. The record is from RefSeq and is a predicted model, not a curated record. The transcript is spliced from 9 exons. NCBI's taxonomy places the organism in Eukaryota, Metazoa, Chordata, Lepidosauria, Squamata, Rhineuridae. Bases 749 to 1690 code for a protein of 313 amino acids.